UUAAGUGCGUAGCGCUUCUAUUCGCCUGUUUACCUCAUUUGUAAUGAUGAUGUGAGGCCGAAACCGCUAGCUAGCUAGCCUAGCUAAAGUACUGAAGAGCCGGUAAAGGAUGGAGGGAAAGAGGCGUGUGUCGGGGGGUACAUUUUGAUAGCCCCCCCUUUUACUUCUCAUCUCCUGCCAUCGGUUUGUUCAGAAAAGCAGCCGUCACGCUCUCAUUAAGGCGCUAGCCUGUUAGCAUGCUAGGUGCAGGCUAGACUAGCUUUAGUGGGUUUCAGUGUGAUUUAAUAUGGCAGACAGCAAAUUCAACACCACUUCUGACCGCUGGAAUAAUUUUCUAAUUUACCUCUACUUAAUAACCUUCGGUCGUUGUUCAUAGCACCGGGUUUUUAGGUCAACAAACCCCGCCUGCCGUUGAAGACUCCUUAGCUAACGCUGGUGCUAACCCAAAAAGUGUUGCCUGGAAUGGAGCCAGGCGACCUGCGAGAGAGCCCUGCCGGCUCCGGGGAAUCGGACGUAGGGGAAUGGAGGGAGUGUAUUGAGGAGGUCAAAGCUGCGGAAUGCGAUGGAAAGACUCAAGAAAUGGCGCUCAGAGACACCUGCGAGGAAGGAGAGAGUGACAAACAGAAAAGCCCCGGAGAGCAAUUACACAGUCCGUAUGAAGAGGAGUUGGACCCCAGAAUCCAGGAGGAACUGGAGCAUCUCAAUGAAGCCAGUGCUGAAAUCAACAAGCUAGAACUGCAGUUGGAUGAUGCCAGAUCGGGAUACCGGAAGAUCCUCACAGAGUCUGCCCGAAAGCUGAACGCUCAGAGCUCUCAGCUCGGCAGCUGCAUUGAAAAAGCGAGACCAUAUUAUGAAGCUCGGCGCCUUGCCAAAGAGGCACAGCAGGAGACUCAGAAGGCAGCUUUGAGCUACGAGAGAGCCGUUUCUAUGCACACAGCUGCCAGGGAGAUGGUCUAUGUGGCCGAGCAGGGCCUGCUGGCUGAUGGCAAGAACACCCUGGAUCCCACCUGGCAGGAGAUGCUCAACCACGCUACCGCCAAGGUGAACGAAGCCGAAGAAGAGCGACUGCGCAGUGAGAGGGAGCACAUGCGUGUCACACACGCCUGUCAGGAGGCCGAGGCGCGGGUGCAGAUGCUGCAGAAGUCCCUCAAGAGAGUCAUCAUCAAGUCCAAACCUUACUUUGAGCUCAAGGCCCAGUUCAACCACAUACUGGAGGAGCACAAGGCCAAAGUGCUGCAGCUGGAGCAGCAAGUAGCCAAAGUGAAGACCCGCUAUUCCAUCGCCCUGCGGAACUUGGAGCAAAUCAGCGAGCAGAUCCAUGCUCAGAGAGGGCGGGACCCGGGCGAGGGGGGAGGACGCCCUUCUAUCUGUGCCGGGCGGAGCCCCCCUGUCGGAGCAGAAUCUGACAUCAAGGUUCAGGCUGAAGGCGGAGCCUGUGGCGGCGCCAUUGGAAGGGAUGGAGUGGACGCAUCCAUCAACCUGGUGGAGAGAUACAAGGAGAAGGAGCAUGAGAAGGAGAGGGAGCGAGCCGGCUCGGAUUCCCUUUCAGUCUUCAGCCUGCAGACCAUUGCUUCUGACCUCGAGAAAUACGACUCCGUCGAGCACCUCGGGGAUCUCAGCGAUGUGGGGAGCAUCACCGGAGAUGAAGGGGAGAAAGAAAAAACCGGAGUGACCAAUAAGAGAGACAAGCUGGUGGAAACGAGCGCCAAAGAGCGACAGCAACAGUUCUAUAAGCAGCACCACCGAAGCUUCAGUUUGUGAGGCUGUCAUAG
Molecule: messenger RNA, 1772 nt
Organism: Pelmatolapia mariae (spotted tilapia)
Lineage: Eukaryota; Metazoa; Chordata; Actinopteri; Cichliformes; Cichlidae
Gene: sh3bp5la
Product: SH3-binding domain protein 5-like, a
Exons: 6
Coding region: 463-1761 (432 amino acids)
Biological process (GO): negative regulation of protein tyrosine kinase activity; intracellular signal transduction
Cellular component (GO): cytoplasm
Molecular function (GO): protein kinase inhibitor activity
Source: RefSeq, a predicted model, not a curated record